AUGCAUGGGGCCCGUCCACACAGUUCACCAGCACUGAUGACAAAUGCACAGUUAGUCCCAGACCGUCACUCAUUCACCACAGCCACCUUACUGGUUUCACUUAAUCUUUGGGCUCGGGCUGCACUGCCCCCGUCAAUCGCAGUUUUAGUGUUCUUCUUCCCUAAGUUAGGCUCAAUCCCUGCUUCCUCAGAAUGUCCCGCUGGGGUCCGAUUUACCUCCCUCAGCCUUCAAAGGCAACACAUUACAGGUGAAGUCUGGCCCUUCCUUCAGCAAACGGUAUACCUGUGCCUUUCUCCUUCCUGUAUGUUCUCUCCCUUCCUCCCGCCUUCUCGACAACCGAGAUGUGGGAGUCGGGGCCCUCCUGGGCGGGGUAGAGCUCGGAAAACUCUCUUUUCUCGGACUAGCAACCCAUUUCUCCCCUCUAUUCGAGUUAGGGUUGUUCCGUUCGGUGUGGUCCAUCUUUCUCCUGCGAGGACAGGUUCGUCUCAGGUGACCCGCUCCUCCACAGCGCCAACACCUUCGCUCCUUACAACUGGCCAAAAAGUGCCCGACCACACCACAUGUCCAGCAUCUCAGAGAUCUAAGUGCAAUGAGCGAAAAAAAAGAAACCAAAAAGUGACUUACCUGAGUUUCGCCGCUCCGUGUUUUGUUUCUUUUUCCUCCUUCUUUUGCUUCCUUCUCUUUUCCUCCUUAUGUCUCCUUCAGACCAAUAUAGUCCAAAGACUAGAGUCCUUUCUGGUCUUAUUCGGUCCCGACUGGAUAAAACAAAUGCAACCUUCUCUCCUCUUUCAGACGGCCGUGGUAAUUCCCACGGGUCUAUCUUAG
Acanthosepion pharaonis is the source of this 825-nucleotide messenger RNA. Lineage: Eukaryota; Metazoa; Mollusca; Cephalopoda; Sepiida; Sepiidae. The record is from the annotation of a GenBank genome assembly.